AUGGCGUUCAACCCGCGAAUGUCAAUUUUGCCGCCGAACCAGCAUCGCAGUGCCCGGCCCAAAGACGUGCCCGACCUGCUCGUGCGGCUCACAGACAAGGAGAUUGUCGCGUGCGUUGCCGACAUGGGCAUCCCGUUCUCGGUCGCCGACCUGCAGAAACCGAACCCGCUGCUCGUCCAGAAAAUCUUUGAGUGGUUCGCCGAGGAGCUGCUCAACGUGUCGCGCGAAACGGUGGAGCCGGCGAUGCGGGCGGCCGCCGAAGAGGUGUGCGGCAGCGAGUACGGCGACGUGCUGAUGCCGGCGGACACGCGGUGCCUGAUGGGCUUUUGCGCGUCGCUGCGCGUGCUGCUGGCCGAGUGCUGCGUGCGCGACUUUAGCCUCAACGACCUGUACCGGCCCACCUACGAGCGCCUCGUGAUGAUCCUGAGCUACCUCAUCAACUUUGUGCGCUUCCGCGAGGGCCAGGGCCACAUUGUCGACCAGCACGCGCAGCGGGGGGCCAUGACGCGGCAGCGCGCCGACGAGCUGUACAGCGCGAACCAGGACCUCGAGCGGCGGCUCGAGGCGCUGCGCGCGGCGCGCAGCGCGGCCGAGGCCGAGGUGCGGGAGAAGAUGCAGCGCAACGACGCGCUGAAGCGCAACCUGGUGGAACUGCAGCGCAGCCAGCGGCAGGUGGGCGCGCGGCUGGACGAGGCGCGCGAGCGCAAGAAGCAGCUGGUGGACCAGCUCGAGCGUCGCACGCAGUCCAAGGUUGUGCUGCGGCAGGAGAUUGCCAAGCUGCAGCCGUACGUCCUGCAGAGCCCGGCGUCGCUGCAGACCAACCUGGCCGACCUGUCCAACACGCUGAGCAACAACCGCGCGCACAUUGAGUCGCUCGAGCGGCGGGCGCGCGCCCUGCAAACAUCGGCAGACUCGUUCCACGUGGUGGCGGGCGACGUGGCGGCGUGCAUCAAGCUGCUGGACGAGAUUGGCGCCGAGCUGGGCAAGGAGGAAGAGGACAAUGCCAAGAAGAGCCGGCAGCGCGACGCGCUGACGGAGCGCGGCGCGGACGUCAAGGAGGUCGAGCGGGCGGAGCUGAUGCUGCAGAAGCAGCUGGCCAAGUGGAACGAGCGCACGGAGAAGCUGCGCGAGCAGAGCGCGCAAAAGGCGCAGGAGGCCAAGGAGAAGAUGGAGGAGCUCAAGCAGAUCCACCGGACGCUCAACGAGGAGCGCAGCGACAAGGGCCGCGACAUUGAGAAGCGCCGCGUGCGCAUCGAGCAGACGGAGAAGAAGAUGCUGGACCUCAAGGAGAACAUUGAGAACGAGGUGCACAACGCCUACGACGAGUACCUCAAGAUGGAGUCGCACAUCAAGCUGUACAUUACGGAGAUGGAGCAGACGAUCUGUCGGCGGGGACCCGUGCUCAACACGGGCAUCUUUUCGUCCCAGACGUCUGUGCUCCCUGUGGUCUCGGUGCCUUCCAUCUGCCGUCGUCCCCCGUCCACGACCAACACAUCCAGCCCCGUCCGCCAGCCUGCCUCCACCAGCACGGCCACCGACGCACUGAGGCCCUGGCUGCUCCACUCGCUCGUGUCCCGGUGCAGCCGCAAAAAGUCGUACACCACCAGAGCCCGAUCACCACGACGGGCGGGCGGGGGCGAACCACCGGAGGACACGAGAGUGUCGGCUGCCGGUGGUGCCGUCACGCGGCUCGCUGCCAGGUCGAGGGCGGCCAAGAAGCCACGCAGGUGGGCGACGGUCGGCACAAAAGCGACGCGGAUGUGGCGGGCAACAGCAACCUGCAGCAGAGAUGCCGUGUGCAAGACGCCGUCGCCGUCGCCGUCGCCAUCGUUUCCCUGGCCGGCGUCAUCCACACAGCGACGCACAAAGUCGGUGCUGGACGAGCACACGAUCAGUGUCGUCGGAUGGGCACAAUGUGCCAGCACAUGGGCCAGCAGUGCCGUAGGGCGUACAGGCGGCACAACGACAACGGGGCUGCCCAUGGCGGCAGUUUGGUUCUUCAGUCGGCGUCCGGCGCCGGUUUCAUGGUGUCAUGGAGGGCAGCGUGCAGAAAGACGUGUAUAG
Molecule: messenger RNA, 2064 nt
Organism: Sporothrix brasiliensis 5110
Lineage: Eukaryota; Fungi; Ascomycota; Sordariomycetes; Ophiostomatales; Ophiostomataceae
Product: kinetochore protein nuf2
Exons: 2
Coding region: 1-2064 (687 amino acids)
Biological process (GO): mitotic spindle organization; kinetochore organization; attachment of mitotic spindle microtubules to kinetochore
Cellular component (GO): Ndc80 complex; kinetochore
Molecular function (GO): protein-containing complex binding
Source: RefSeq, a predicted model, not a curated record